Cuscuta epithymum is the source of this 884-nucleotide messenger RNA. Lineage: Eukaryota; Viridiplantae; Streptophyta; Magnoliopsida; Solanales; Convolvulaceae. The record is from the annotation of a GenBank genome assembly.
UACGCACACCGUCUCUCUCUCUCUCUCUCUCUCUCUCUCUCUCUCUCUCUCUCUCUCUCUCUCUCCACGCCUUAUCUUCUUCCCUCCUCUUGAACAAUCUUCUUUGUCAUCUCUCUGCUCGUUGUUGCUUCCCCUUCCUUCUCCUCAUCGGCGUCCUCUAUGUUCGUUGUUGCCUCUCCUUCUUUCUCCUCACUGACGCCCUCUUUGUUCGUCUAUGUAUCAUGUUUCCUCUAUUCGGUCCUAGUCUCUUGUAAUGGAUAAUUUGGUCAGUGGAUCCACCAAAAUUCCGUUAUUAGAUGGUGGAUCUGAAUCGCCAACUCCUCACCCGGUGGAUCCGCCUCUACCAUUAUAGAUCUGAAACCAUGUCCUGAAUCAGAUCUAAAACUUCCAUUUAGAAUGUUCAUCAUUCAUUUUGGACUGGAGAGUUCAUCUGAUACGGAUCCAGAAUGGUGGUUGCAUAAGAAAUACGAUGUCAACCUAGUUUCUAAUACGUAUGAUGGGUUGGUGGGUUUGGAGGAGGAUUCCGGCAAAGAAGUGAGCUUGGCAUCAGUGAGCGAGGAAGAAGAUGUUGAGACAGGAAGCGAAGUGGAAGGGACAGAUGAAGGUCUCCGAAAGAGGGGUAGGCUAAACUUUGCACGUACUAAUCUGACAACACGCAUUAAGGACAAUAAACAUAUGCUUUCUUUAUCUCUUCAUUUAUGUGUUUAUUCUGAUUUUGUGGGAAUUGCCUUCGUGUGUGAAGUCUGUUGGCCAAUGUUUGUAACUCGUGAUGAAUUCGGGCUUGUUUUAUAUAAUGAAUGAUGGUCCUCUAUGAUUGUUGUUAGCCAAUGAAUUGUGAAUGAUGUGUAACCAUUACAUUUAAUUUAUGCAAACCACAAUUUGAA